AUGGACGAAAAUAAUAAUGGCACCGCCAAAAGACCAGCCUGUGACAAUUGCAAAGAGAGAAAGACCAAAUGUGAUCGCGGCUCUCCAUGCUCCAGUUGCGUUGCAGCAGAACUGGAAUGCAGACUUACUCGACGCGCACCAGAGAAGCGUCAGCGCGUCCUUAUCUCUGCCCGCUACGAUGAAGCUAUAGAGAACGUCGACCGCUCGCUGCAGGACGUUUCCCGCUCAUUACAAAAGCUUCUACAUAGUACUGAACGGCGCGAACAGCCGCAAAAUGACUCUCCAGCUCCAUUCGUCAGCAAUCAUCUACUAGACACCUCCGGGACAUCAGAAGGCUAUACCGGCGACUCCUCGUUUGAAGCCCACGUUCAGCGGGUGGCUGAUGCCGUCAAAAAUGCUGCAUUAUCUCUGGAUUUGAGAAUGGCUGAUGCGGACUUCUCUGCGACCCAUGCUACUCAAAUACUCCACACGCCCGAUAACACAGAUAGUGCAUAUUCAUCUUCUUUCCAAGUCCGCUACCCCGAACUGGACGGAAGGACACUUCCUCCACUGGACCCUGUCCUCCGGCUCCUCCGGUUAUUACACACUGAGAAACAGCGGUUCUUUAUAGACGUUCCUGUGGUCGGCGAACAGGAAUUUGAAGAGAUAUGCCAAAGAGUCUAUUUCGCUGUCAACCACUACUCCCUGUCGGCAUGGAUAAUUGUCAACGCCGGGCUAUACUAUUUAUUCCUUAAUCUAAGUCCUCAUCAUUUCUCACAAAUAGCAGUGACUAGGGACAAUAUUCAGGAAAUGUUGCGUUUGCUAUCUGCAAACCUGGAAGCCGCCAUCCAGUCGAUCCGGCUUUGCCAGGACCCAUCUCUACAGUGGUGUCAGGCACUGUCUCUUUUGACAAACUAUUGUCUGAAAUUCGGCCGGACCGCAGUCGCCUGGUCAAUGAUCUCUUCAGCAUCUCGGAUGUGCAUAGACCUCGGAUUCCACCAACUCUCUUCUGAUACGGGAAAAGAAAUUUUGAAAAAGCGAAGCAUAUUCUGGCACGUAUACGUUGUGAACACAGGUAUGGCGUUUACUCUUGGAAGGACUCCAACGAUCCCUCAAUACGAUAUCGCCACAACACUGCCAUCAUUUUCUCAUGCAACGCAUGGGGCGCCAUUCCUAUACAUAGGCUUCGUCCAGUUCUCGUUCAUCGUCGGCGAAAUGCACAUCCAACUCUUCUCCGCAGCCGCACAGCAAUCCUCCCCGCAGGCACGCGCUGACAGCGCCCAAUCCUUCGCCGCUAAACUCGCCAAAGUCAAUAACGACGUUAAAAGGUCACUCCUGGAUACCCCUGUCGAUGCAGUGUUCGAAAACGCAAGCAUCCUUGUCGAUAUCGUCAUGCAUUGCUUUGUUACAAUUGCCUACCGGCUCGUUCCAAGCAGCGAACCAAACUCACAUCCUCUCCAAUGUAAUUCUGGUUGUAUCGAUGCCGCCAGACAAGCCCUCUCAACGAUAGUCCGCGGAAGCCAGACCCUUGGUCAACGGGACUCCCUCGGGUGGGCCCGGUUUCUGAACUUCUUGUUUUCCCUAGUCCCCUUCGCCAGCUUCGUCGUACUCGCUGGGAAUACAGUGGCGUCAUCCUCAGCGGAGGACCUGGCUCUUCUCUCCGCUGCAAUCGCAGCCAUUGAACCGAUAGCCACUAGUUCUUUGCCCGGAAGGAAACUGUACGAUGCAUGCCAAUCUUUCUACCAGUUUUCACGGUUCGCGGUUGCCAGACAGGUUGCAUUCGCCGAUCAAACGCUAGUUAGCAGCCACGGUCCCGAAGCACCUUUCUCGGCAUCGCUAGGUCCUCCUCAAUCCGCGGUAUCAUAUGAACAUAUCAUGGCGCCACAGGAUUGGGACGCUGUCAUGAACGAGCUUGAUCUUGAGAUUGGUGUCGGUGCGAUGGCGUCAUUCGUGGAGCCGUAUAUCCCAUUCGAUGGAUCUCUCCCUUGA
Messenger RNA from Aspergillus puulaauensis, 1968 nucleotides. RefSeq lists its product as uncharacterized. Lineage: Eukaryota; Fungi; Ascomycota; Eurotiomycetes; Eurotiales; Aspergillaceae. The coding region runs from base 1 to 1968 and encodes 655 amino acids. The transcript is spliced from 7 exons. Gene Ontology annotation, molecular function: DNA binding; DNA-binding transcription factor activity, RNA polymerase II-specific; zinc ion binding. Gene Ontology annotation, biological process: regulation of DNA-templated transcription; DNA-templated transcription. The record is from RefSeq and is a predicted model, not a curated record.